This is a messenger RNA of Helicoverpa armigera (cotton bollworm), 1578 nucleotides long. RefSeq names its product protein spaetzle 4 (gene spz4). The record is from RefSeq and is a predicted model, not a curated record. Gene Ontology annotation, biological process: innate immune response; central nervous system formation. Lineage: Eukaryota; Metazoa; Arthropoda; Insecta; Lepidoptera; Noctuidae. Gene Ontology annotation, molecular function: Toll binding; growth factor activity. Gene Ontology annotation, cellular component: extracellular region. The transcript has 6 exons. Bases 126 to 1547 code for a protein of 473 amino acids.
GUGCAACAGAUGCAGUCCUUGAGAUUGGCGAUGGGAAAGUUAGUCGGUGAGCAACCGUGGUGACGGCCGGUCGGCUCCACGAUGAUCGUAAGCGCGUACGCAGUGAAAGUUCGUUAGGCUGCGAAAUGCGGUUUGCUAUCGCCUUUCUGUUUGUGGCGACAUGGACAGCAGGGCAGAGCGCGGGGUUCGACUACUCGUCGGCGUGUGCGCGGCCCAACCGCGGCAGCCGCGGCCGCGCCCUGCCCGACGCCCCCUGCGACCUCUCCAAGCACAACUACUGCACCACGCCCGGCAAGAACUACCCCUGGCAUUCCAUCAGGAGAUUCGUUAGGGAGAAUCAGGGCCUGAUGAGGAGAAUGUACGGAGAGGAACGUCAAAUAUCAAUAAUAAAAGCAGAAUUAGAAAACUUCAUAGAGGAUGAAGAUGACGAAGACUUUGACGGGAAAUCAGCAGACUUUGCAGAGGACAUCAUCAAAACCAAGAUGAUGUACACCAAAAUGAGUCAAGGACGUGCCAUGAGAGACAAACCACACUUCAGACCAAUCAAUAGCGAGAAGAACAAAAAACUAGACAAUGACACACUCAAAGUGAAACCUUUAGAUACGAACCAAACAAAAAUGAGCAACACGGACAACGGCACCAAAACUGAGAUGAGCAACGAAACGGUAAAUGAAAAAGGUAUAUCAUAUAAAACAAAACUUGAAAGCAUAGCGAAUAUAGAAAUAAAUAACUUAGAACCAGAUGUUAUUACUUUAGAGACUGUUAUAAAACAAAGUAUUGAAACUAAUAGCAUAUACCCAAAGUUUUCCGGUAAUACUAAAGUUGAGGCGGUUAGUGAGUCAAAGAAUAGUACAGACAAAAAUGCGACUACUACAGAAAGUAUUAAUACUACAGAGACUACAACUGACGAGUAUGACUCUACGACAGAAGCGGGGAAGGACGCCUGGCGACCGAUGAACGUUGACACCUCGACGUUACCGCCGACGCUCCUGUUCUCGGAGCAUGAGAAAGUCAAGAUAAGCGACCGGAUUGAUACUAAAGUGUCAGAUAAGAAGGAGGAGUUCCACCCAAAGCCGGUACAGCAUCAGGAGACAAUGAGGCCGUCCGUCAUCAAGUUACGAGGAGCUAACGCGUGCGAGUCGAAGGAGCAGAUAGCGGCUCCAUUCUGGGCAAACAGCACACGCGGCGAGCAGCUGGCGUUGCUGAACAUGUACCCCUACGAACAGUACAUACACCUGGAGACCUGCGUGCACGAGCGCAAGCAGAUGUACUGCCGGGAGGGAUGCAGAUGUGAGCAACAGUUCCGUCUGCACCGACUCUUAGCGUACGACCCUCGCAACGAGUGCCGUGGCAUCUUCGCGGAGUGGUUCAAAUUCCCCUCCUGCUGCGUCUGCAAGUGUUACGACGUGCCUCUGGAGUUCCGCGCCAGGUCUCCCAGGAUACUGCACCCGCAGUACGACGAGGAAGUCAAGAGGGUCAUCUAUGAAGACGUGGCGAGAGAUUGGUAUUCCAUGUCGGCGUAUGGCGACGAAGAUGAUUUGUUUUAAUAUUUAAUUUCAAUCAGACUGACUACAAAAA